AAACCCUAACGCUUCUAACCCCUUCUCCGUCCCUCUCCUUCGCUGGAGCUGAAGCCGAGCAAUGCCAUAGAGCAAGCCGCGCCGCGCCGCGCUGCCCAGCCCAGUCCGGCCAUGCCGCUCCGCGCCGCGCUCCACCUCCGCCGCCUCUUCUCUACGGACCCCGCUACGGCGCCGCCGAGACUGCGAAACCUGCCCUACCGCCUCCGCCGCGUCGCCGUCCCCGCCGCGCGCGCCGUCGUCUCCGAGUACCUCCACUCCACGCGCUGCCUCCCGUCCUCCCACGCUGACUCCAUCGCCGCGCACUCCCCGCGCUCCCUCCUCGCCUUCCUCGCCGCGCUCCCGGCGGUCCCGGGCACCCUCCCCACGGUGGAGCUCCCGGCCCUCCUCCGUCGCUACCUCUCCUUCAACCCGCUCAACGAGCUCCCCUUCUUCCUCGAGUCUAUCGGCGCGCCACCCAAUGCCGCCGCCGGCGCGCCCCGCUUCGAUCACAUGUUCCUUGACGACCAUCCUUAUCUGCUCGGCGCCGUCGCUGCGCUCGCCCACUUCGGCUUCCCCUGGUCCCGCCUCGGCCUCCUCUUCCCCGCCGUCCUCCUCGGCGUGGCCCCGGACCUCAUCUCCGCGCGCCUCGCCGCGCUCGAGGCUCGCCUCCACCGGCUCCCUCGCGCCGCCAUCAUCGCCGCCUGCCUCACCUUCCCCUCGCUUCUCGAGGGCGAUCUCUCCGACGGCAACCCACUCGUUAAGGAUCUUGGCACCGCGUUUCGAUCGCUGAGAUCUGAUUUGGGCUCCAGCAAUGACAUUGACGCGUUCUCAGUGGUGUGCCGGAGGAUGCGGAUGUUCUAUGAUGCUGGAGCAGAGGUUGGUAGCAUUGGGGGUCUUGUCGGGGCCAGCCGGAGGGUGUUUCUCGAGCUCGGGGAGGAGAGGAUUGGUGAGAGAUUGCGGUUCUUCAAGGAGUUGGGGAUGGAGGGGAAGGAAUUGGGGAGGUUCCUGCUGUGCAAUGCCGGGGUUUUCGAUCCUGAUUUCUCUGAUGUGGUGAUCUCGGUGCCAGAAUACCUGCGAAGAGUUGGGUUGGCAGAGGAUGAGGUUGAUGCGGCGGUAGAGAAGCACCCGUAUGUUGUCGGGAAGAACCAGCUGGAGAACCUCCCCAGGGUGCUGCGAGCAAUGGAGCUGGAGUGUCGGUUCCUGGAGAAGAUUUCUGUCGGUGCAGAGAGCUUGCGCUAUUUAUCACCAGAUUUUGUUUCGGAGGAUGAUAGUUAUGAUGUCGAUGUUGAGAGAGCAUUUUUGGAUGGGAUGGCUAAGGUGAAAGCUGAGAGGAAAGCACAGCAUGUGGACAGCAAGCUGGAGUUUUUGAAAAGUAUUGGGUAUGCUGAGAAUGAGAUAGCCACAAGGCUAAUUCCUUUCCUGCACAGCACUCGGGAUUUGCUGCAGGAGCGGUUUGAUUACCUCCUUGAAAGAGGGGUGGAGUACAAGAUUCUGUGUCAGAUCUUGAGUGUUUUUCCAAAGGUGCUAAACCAAGGCAAGGAGAUGCUGAAUGAGAAGUUAAACUACCUCACAGAGGAGCUGGGCUACUCCUUGGAGUACCUUGAUUGCUUCCCUGCAUUUCUGUGCUUUGAUUUGGAGAACAGGACCAAGCCUAGGUAUGCAAUGCUUCGGUGGCUUCAAGAGCAUGGCUUGCUCAAAAAAACAUUAGCCCCCGCAACAGUGCUUGCUAACUCCGAGAAGAGGUUUAUUACGAGCCUCUACAUUGCGCAUCCUGCAGCUCCAAAGUUGUGGCUUGAGUGCUUCUCUUCAAGAAUACAUAUGGAGUAUUAUCUCAAGAACAUGUUUAGCCAGCAUCCAGAAAACAAAUAAUUAUGUCUUGAAUUUUAUUGACAUGAUUGUGAGAGGUACAGAGGAUUUGUCAUGUGCAUCCUUUCCCUAUUGGAGGCUACCGAUGUUGGCUGUUGCUCAAGUAGGAUGAAGUCUCUGGAUCUUAUUGUUGUUAUUGAUCUCUCAGAGUAAUGAAUAGACAGGUUAUUGUUUGUUAGAACUGUUCAUUUACUUCAUCGCUUAAUGAUCUGUUAUGUUAUUUCAUCUCCUAAUUCUUAUAGUUAGUUUCCUCUACGAGCGGAACUCUAUUUGCAUCAGCGUAGUUUACAGUUACACAGCCCACCUGCAGUCUGCCAAAUCAUUAUGGACAAGCAUUUUCGGCUAUUGAUUGAACAAUGUCAAAAUAUGAUGAAGAUACAUUGAUUCCUUCUUUAUUUUCGGACGCUGGCUGCAUUUCUUAUUUAAAUCGAAACAAGUUAAAGUUGUUUACAGUUAGUAAUGCAGGGGACUGUUCUUAAUUAAUGUGUGUUACAAUGCUCCUAUCAAUUUGUUAAGCUGUGUUGUUGAUUGCAUUUUAUCUUUUUUCAGAUGCUGGUAAUAUUUAUUUAUUAGGUUGAACCAACUUAAUAUGGGUUAGCUUGUCAUCGUAUGUGAAGUUCUUUCCUGAUGAUCUGUUAUUGAAAAGUAGGAUAAUAAACAGCAGAAUAAUAUCUAUCUUCAUUUCACUUUGACUUAUGGCGGGUUUUCCAACCCUAGUAUAUACUAAUUCCUUGAUAGCUUACCUGCAGAGUAUAAAGCAAUCAUAAUCUAUAUGCAUAUUUUGCAAAACAACCUAUCACAUUGGAUUUGUCAACAGCGCAGUCUAGCAAAGAUAAAUGGUACCGUCUGCAUAAGAACAUUUUGAGGAAUGAUAUCAUGUUGCAUAUAUGCUAUGUUGUAAUGAAUUGUCUCCUCUGCACUUUUGGAUUGAUAUAUUUGCUGCUCCAUGAUUUCUGGAAGUAAAUGGGUAAUUACAUACUUGAGAGUAUUCUUAUAUGUAUGUGCCUAGAUAGACUUCCCCUUCCCUUUUAUAAUAUUAUUUAUAUAAUUUAUGCUGAUUCUCCUGCUAAUUUUCAUUUGGCUGAUGGCCAACACAACCUAUAGACAGUGCUCUAUUGUGGAGGUACUAUAGUUCUUGCUAUGUUUUUCCUGGUUCCACAUUUAUAAUUUGUAUGCAUGCAUGCUAGCCAUGCGUCCAAGCAUCCAUACUAUGUGUAUGAGCUGCUUCUAUGCUUGGUUGACAUCAGUCCUGAGAGUUGUAGUUUGUGUGCUUUGAUUCCAUGUGUAAAUCUGCUAUCCGAUGAUCCAAUUGGAAAGAACAUAACAGCCUUUCUAAGGAAGAAACGAUAUCUCUAUUAUAGAAGGUUGUUGCAGAAACUAGAUUUGAAAUGGAAGUAUCGAACUUUGGAGAUAGGUUGUAAUGCUAUAUUUCUCAACUUGAUCUUUUGAUUGUCCUGUACAUGAUGCAACCUGGUGCACAUGCUGCUUGUUUUUUCUACGGUGCAAGAGGGGCAAAAAAGAGAGCAGGGCAUAUGGUCUGUAAUUUCUGGUCCUGCCUGUUAAACCCCGCCUUGGCCUUGGUAAUUAUAACUGUGCUGAGCGCCAGGAAAUUCUUUUUGUCAGUAUUUUUAUAAAAAUGCUUUUAUGUGAAACUGGGAUGAUUUGUACCUAAGGGGCAUGUUUUUUUUUUUCCAAUCAAUGGUGAUCAAUUUUCAUCUAUUCCAAAGCCGCAGGAAAGCUUUCGAUCCAAUCGACUUGGUAUGGAUGAAUGCUGUUUUCGUUGCAAGUUCAUACAUUAGUUUUUUGUCAGUGAACUAAACGGUACAUUUGCAUGUUUUCAGGCUUUUUGCUGCACCGAUCAGUUUGUAUCAACAUACAAUGUUUGACUUGUCAGUUCAACCAUUGGUGCCAAACAACUAACAAAAUGUAACCUUAUGGUACGUGUUUCUCUAACCCAUGGAUGCUCCGCAGGUUGAACCAUUUCAAGAGAAGCUUGAAGCGGGAACAAACUUCUGAAUUAUGUACUGGCAAUGUCAGCACCUGAACUUGCUGUGGCCAUCGCAUCAUGUUGCAACGCAUGUGCACAUGUCUGGCAGUGGCAGCUGGAGAAAUCACAGUGACAACAUGAAGAUGGUGUCGAAUACUGUGGGAUUGUUACCUACAUGGAAAACUAGGAGUGAAUAAAAGAUGCCUUUUGCGAUAUCGGUCUUCGACUUGGAGAUGGGCGUCUGGGGAUCGCAUCCAAACAAAGGGCUUAUCUUAAUGAAGCCCUGGAUAUUCAGGAAUUGAUGAAGAGAUCCUACUGCCACAUCCUUAUGUCCUGUUGCCCACUGAAUACCGCCUUGUACCGCAAUGGCCAGUAAUUAUCCCCGAUUAUGGCCUUGUACCGCAAUGGCUAGUAAUUGUCCCCGAUUGCUUGAACUAUGGGCGUCUCUACAAGCUGGAGUAGGAGUCGAUCUCCUGUGUAAUCUGUUACGAACUAAUUGAUCAAAGCAACCGCUAUUUGCGGUUGUACCCGUUAGUUGGGAAGGGAUGUCUUCCAGGACGGAUGCUCAUUCAACUUGUAUGUAUGUACAUCAACACAAUGAAUGAAAGCAAUCACAUUC
Molecule: messenger RNA, 4451 nt
Organism: Phragmites australis (common reed)
Lineage: Eukaryota; Viridiplantae; Streptophyta; Magnoliopsida; Poales; Poaceae
Product: transcription termination factor MTEF18, mitochondrial-like
Exons: 2
Coding region: 112-1848 (578 amino acids)
Biological process (GO): regulation of DNA-templated transcription; chloroplast organization
Cellular component (GO): chloroplast
Molecular function (GO): double-stranded DNA binding
Source: RefSeq, a predicted model, not a curated record